Molecule: messenger RNA, 2467 nt
Organism: Clupea harengus (Atlantic herring)
Lineage: Eukaryota; Metazoa; Chordata; Actinopteri; Clupeiformes; Clupeidae
Biological process (GO): protein ubiquitination
Molecular function (GO): ubiquitin protein ligase activity
Source: RefSeq, a predicted model, not a curated record
CAAAACCUCAGAUAGAAAUCCAGCUCAGUCAUGACUUCCCCACCCCUCCUCUCCGUCAUGCCUGCCCUUGUGACUCAACAUGUGGACAUGAGGUUUCAAUUUCACAACCACUAAUUGAACGCAACCUUUAAUAAAAAAAAAGCAUGAAAUACGAAAAGCUUUUUUAAAAGCCAUAUCGUCCUUCUCCCUGGCAAUAGAGCAACAGUGACCUUUGGGUUGCUUUGAGGAAUGUCAUCUCUCCGCCUGUCUCUCCCCGCUCUCGCUGCUGUCUCCACCUGUCCCUCCUGUCAGCUGUUAAGCAGCGCGAACAAAGAGCGCUGCGGUGAGACGGCCAGAGCCCUGCCUCCCCUCCCACUGUGCAUAAUGAGUGUUUAAACCAUCAGGUCCCCAGGGUUGGCCCUGCACUGCAUACACAGCUGCCCUGUCAUGCCAGUCGAGCGAGGAGGAUGAAUGAAGGGGGAGGGAGGAAGAGAGAGAGAGAGUGUGCCUAUGAAAACAGGGAGGAAGGGUGUUUGUGUCUGAGGGGGGGAUGUUAGUAGGAGAGACACUGAGUGAGCAAGAGAGUAACCCCCCCCCAACCACAUGACACACACACACACUCCACCUACCACAUGACUCUAUCCCAUGCUGGCUAAGAAGAGCGGAACAGAAGCUCAGACUGUCAGUAGAGUAGAGAUGAGCUGGACUAAACUUCACUGCAAGGUCUCUAUCACAACACAGGAGUUCAACCCAAACUGAUGUUGAUUUCUUUACUCAAUCUGCCUAAGUGGAUCCUAGACAGCAGUGGGUGGAAGAGCACCAGACAGUGAAAAGGGGUUUGGAGAAGAGAGCGUUGGGGGAGAGGAAACACCCCCAGGCCUAAAUCCAUCAAAAUCAGCAUCUUGCCUCCAGACUCUGUCCUCAAUCUCUUCCUAAAGCAGGUGCUUUUAAACGGGUCAUCCGUAACCACUAAACCUCCCAAAACAGACUGCUGGAUCAAAAAGAAGCUGAGCUACAGUUCAUCCAUCUGGAUCCUGCACCAUUGAGCCCCCUCACACCAGGAGUCUGUAAGGGAAACGGCCCUGUCAGUCAGCUUCAGACGCUUCAUUUCCCUCCUCUGCACCUUGCCUGUGUGCUUUCCUCCUCUUGUCCCCUACUUGACACCCCCCUUGUCUGCGAGCCUCUUAAACGGCAAUCACCAUGGUGUUGUGCGAGGAGCGUGAGUGCAGCGUGUGCUACAGGCCGUACUCCCGCAGCGGACGCAUUCCCAGGGUGCUCCACUGCCGCCACACCUUCUGCGUCCCCUGCCUGGAGGCCAUGUCCGUGCCCAAGAGUGGCCUGCUGACCGUGCGCUGCCCGCUCUGUCGCCAGAUGACGUGCGUGGGCGGCGGGCACAAACUGCAGGAGGUUCUGUGGGUCAACAGCCGCAUCUGGGACCAGAUAUCGGAUCUCGACAUCGAAGAGGAGGAGGACGAGGAGGAGAGGGAAAGAAAGGAGGCGGUGGUGGAAGCAGAGGAGAAUGCAGAAGAUGGUGUGAGAGAGGACACGGAGGGAGAGGAGGAGAGGGCAGAGGGAGCAUCAGGCCCAGCAGAAUGCCCCGUCUCAACGCACUACCGGCCCCGCAUCAGACUGCCAUCAUUCCUGAGGAAGCUCAGCUUUGUCAAACAGUCCAAGGAGAGGAUCAUGCCUGGCUCCAAUGUUGAAAUGAAGUCGUGGCGGAGGCUAUCGACGGAAGAUAUGAUAUAAAGCUUGGGAGGAGGGGCCAUGGCUAACGGCUCUCUCAAAUGGUAGAGCUGCCAAUCAUCACGAGCUGUGUGGCGGUUUGUUUUCCCAACAGUCGUCAAAAGAAGACUGCCAGCCGCAGGAUUAUCCGAGGGAUCGGGAGCCAAACAUUGUAAACACUGGACAAACAUUUUGAGUGACUCAGACUGCCACGUGUCUGCAAGACUCUGUGUGUGUGUGUGUGUGUGUGUGUGUGUGUGUGUGUGUGUGUGUGUGUGUGUGUGUGUGUGUGUGUGUGUGUGUGUGUGUGUGUGUGUGUGUGUGUGUGUGUGUGAGUGUUUGUGGGUUCGUCUGUGAAGGGGAGAUGCAUCAUUGAAUACUGCUUGCACCCAUUAUCUGUGUGGGGACUCUCUCAUUAGAUAUUCUACCCCUAAUCCAUGACAGCUGCUGCAGUGGGAUUGAGAUCAGCUGUCCUAACAGACUGAGCAAGAAAAAUGAGAGAGGUAGACAGACAGAGCGAGCAAGAGAGAGAGUGAUAGAGAAAAAAGAAAGGGACAAAGAGAGAGAGCGAGAGAAAGAAACGGUGUCCUAGACAAAACUCUGGCUCUCCUUGACAGAUGGCCUCUAAGGAAACGGACACCCCCUCCCCUUUAACCUCCUUUGGGUGGCAUAAUAACACUCUAGGAUACUGAGCCUUUAACUUAUUAUAAGCUUUUGUAUUUAUCACAAUUAUAAAUUAUUUUAAAUUAAAAAAAUUCAAAUCAAA